UAUAAAGCAAUAAAAAAUUAAAAAUCUAUUUAUCGGAACAUUGCAGGUAUCGCUCAGCAGGUUGAUCGAUGAUUCUUGAAAUAGGAGAUUAAGAGUUCAAAAAGUCUAAUUGUAACAUCAAAUGCUAUUUUGCUAUACAUAUGAGUUUGCUGACUCUACGCGACAGUGGCAGCACGCGGCAGAACGACAGAACCAACACGACUGUGGGCUUCAGUGUGUGCAGAACUGCGGGAGAUGACAGGGAAGAGCAGACGCUAACCGAGAGGAGGAAUAAUUUAUUUUCAAAGUAUUAUAGUAUUCCAGAUGAGUACCGUCGAAUACGGUUUUCCGAUGAUAGGCGGAUUGAUGCCGCAAAUACAGGCUCUCAUAGCACCACCGAUAUCCGACGAUUCAAAGGCGAAAGCGAAGAAGGAAAAGGAAGAGAAGAAGCAUCCAUACUUUAAGAGACGUGGUCGCGGUCACAAUCGUGACUUCUGCGACGCUUGUAAAGAUGGUGGAGAGCUCAUAUGCUGUGACAAAUGUCCAGCUUCCUAUCAUCUCCAAUGCCACUAUCCAGCGGUGGAUCCGACGGAUAUUCCCAAUGGAGAGUGGUUGUGCUAUGGCUGCCGUUGUGCCUCCAAGAGAGAGGGACUUUUGGAAGCAAAAGGGAACGAAAAGAAAAAGAAAAGAUCUGCUCUGGAAGUACUGGCACUGGCGGCUUCUCUUGUAAAUCCAAGAGAAUUUGAACUACCUAAGGAAUUACAAUUACCUAUUAUGUUUCCUGGAAGUAAUAAAGUAGACUAUGUUUCUGGCAGAAGAGGUAAACUGCUGAACUCAUCAUAUAACAAUGUUGGAAAGAGUCACUGCUUGGAUAGCAAUUUAAUGGUUCCAUUGCCGGCUCGCUUAUGUUUUGAAUGUGGACGUAGUUGUAGAAAGGCACCCUUAAUUGCGUGCGAUUACUGCCCGUUAUAUUUUCAUCAAGAUUGCCUUGAUCCACCACUGACCGCUUUCCCCAUUGGCAGGUGGAUGUGUCCCAAUCAUCCGAAUCACUUCAUAGAUCAGAAUCUGUUGACUUCUUGUAGAGUAACAGAACGCAUAAAGCUCUGGGACAAGUACGCUAAUCAACGAAUAGAUCAACAUGCUGUAAAGCUAGACUUCCUGCGUAAAGCACGUGCCGCUAAUCCGUUGUUUCGCACAAAGGUGAGAUUAGAGGGUCGUCCAAGAAUAAAAGUUCCUUGUAGCGUAAAAUUUCAUUACAAGAAUCCGCCGCAUUUAGAUCCAAUACAUUCUUAUCAAGAUAGUGUCAUAUGGCCUGUAAAGAAUAUCGUAAACGAAGAACAGCAAUAUAUAGAUAAUAAUAAAACAGACGAUAGCAAAGAUAAUUGUACAGAAAAUAAAAAAACUGAAGAAAGUAACAAAGUAAAGACAGAAGAAGAAAAAUGUGAUGCUAUCAUAGAUGAGAGAAGUGAUCAACAGAAAGCGCCAAACGUGAGUGAAAAUACUAGUAAAGUGGAGAAUGAAAGUACGACGGAUAGUUCUAAGGAAUAUAAUGAUCUCGAAUUUCAUGCGAGAUACUGCAGUUAUAACGUUAAAGAAGGUGUCCAGUUGUUAGAGAGGCCAGUAUUGGAAGCAUUAGCACAACAGAGAUUAGAGCAGAUAUUAAAUCCGGAUGGAGAAAGUUAUAAUACAAUAAAUUGUCGUAGAAGAGCAAGAGCCGCAUUGUUUUCUUUAAGCCCUAAGCCUAAUCCACCAGCGUUCAUGACUUGUAGAACUUUCGUUAUCGGUAACGGCCCGAACUGCGAUCUAAUUUUAUCGAAUUAUGGUAGCUGCGGAUUCACUUCAUCUAAACAUGCAAUUAUAUUUUUCGAUGAAGUGACUCAACGUUACGAAUUGCUCAAUUAUAGUGAGUAUGGAACGAUUGUGGGCAACGUAUUGUAUUCUUGCGAUUACACUCGCGUUUUAGAAGAACAAAUAAAAGAGGAAAAGACUGAUAAAAUGAUGUACGUCACUAAGGAGGAAGAGACUUCCGAAAUAUUGAAAACAAUUCUGCAUAAGGAGGAAGCAACUUGCCUAGAAGAAUACGCGCAUAGGAAUGACAAAGUUUUAUGCAAUUGUAAUAUAAAACGUAAUACAAGGAUCAACGAGCAUCUGGAAGAAGGAUGGGAAGGAAGCGCACUCAUCGCACAUGGCUCGACCAUUACUUUCGGAUGUCUCAUAUACUACUUGCAAUUCUUCAUUACAACGAUAAUCGUGAUGUCAAUUGGGCAAUUUGUCCUGAGUUUCACGCCUCAAUAGCUGGGGCUAGGAAUCAUGGAGCAUCUGUGAAGGGAGAAGAUAAAGAGGAGAACGGAUAUGGGAAA
This is a messenger RNA of Pogonomyrmex barbatus (red harvester ant), 2339 nucleotides long. Its product is annotated as PHD finger protein 12. Gene Ontology annotation, biological process: negative regulation of transcription by RNA polymerase II. The record is from RefSeq and is a predicted model, not a curated record. Gene Ontology annotation, molecular function: protein binding; transcription corepressor activity. Lineage: Eukaryota; Metazoa; Arthropoda; Insecta; Hymenoptera; Formicidae. Gene Ontology annotation, cellular component: Sin3-type complex; nucleus.